AUUCGUAUAGGCCGGCCGGCCCGCUCACCCAGCCCAGUAGCGGCGCCCCGCAAUCGCCCCACACCCCACGCCCUAACCCUAGCACCGCGGCGCCCCAAUCUCCGGCGCGCUGCUCCCAUCCGCCCGUCUGAAGCCGACCUCAUCCCCGUCCCCUCCCAUGGAUCGCGACCGAUCUUCUCGCCGCGACCGCGGCGAGGACCGCCACACCACCCACGAGCGCUCGGAUGACCACCACCGACGCCGCCGCCACGACAGCGACGGCCAUCAGCACCACCACAAGCGCGACGCCGAAGACGAACACCGCCGUCGUCGCCACGACGACGGUGGUGUCGAGGAAGACCGCCGCCGUGCUCGCCGACACCGUUCGCAUUCCCCCUCCGAGUCCCCGCCGACUGCGAAGCGGGAUCGGUCGUCGAGCCGCGCGCCCCGGGAUUCCGUCGAGCGCCGCGAUUCGGCCGACCGCGAGCCGCUGCCGCCGCCGUCUCGGAAACGGAAGGACCACGACAGCGGUGGCGGCGGCCGCCGCGACGGCGACGAGCCCGACCGUGAAGGCGGGAAACGGCCGAGGGCCUCAGUGGAGCCUCCUCCGCGGAAGGAGGAAAGGCCAAGGCGAGAGCGUAGGAGGUUUGAGGAUGUUGAUGCGUAUGGUGAUGAGAGGGGUAAGGGGGACAAGGGCAGUCAGUCUGGUGCUAAUGGAGAUUCACAGAGCGGUGCAGCCACUAAUGGUGGUGCUCAGCAGCCGCUCAAUUCUGCACCUGCUGUUGCGGUGCCAUCUGCUAAUCCUGUUUCUUCAAAGGUAUCUUCGAUCACUACCACCAAUGAAAAUGGGGGAGUUAGUAUUAGAUCUGAUGAAGUUACUGGAAAAUCUAGUACAGAUGGAACUGCAAAUUCAUCCGCUGGCAGAAGUAGUAACUUAAGUCUUGAUGCUUUAGCGAAAGCUAAAAAAGCUUUGCAACUGAAGAAGGAAUUAUCAGAAAAACUCAAGAGAUUACCUGCGCUUAAUAAACUCGGCACUACUAUUCCUGAUACACAAACUCCUAAGAAAGAAACACAGUCUGUUUCUGGCUCGAGUGCUUCUGCAGUCCAUGCGGGUGCAUCUUCUGAACUGCCUGCUAGUAGUGUCUCUGCUGGCAUUUCAGGGCUUACCAACAUUCCCAAUUUGGAUGCUGUGAAGCGAGCACAAGAGCUUGCUGCUAAGAUGGGAUUUCGCCAGGAUCCACAGUUUGCACCUCUUAUCAACAUGUUCCCUGGUACAUCCAGUGAACUGACUAUUCCUCAAAGACCUGCCAAGGCUCCUGUUCUUCGUCUUGAUGCUCAAGGUAGGGAAAUUGAUGAGAAUGGAAAUGUUAUUAGCAUGACCAAGCCAAGCAACCUGAGUACUCUAAAGGUCAACAUUAACAAGCAGAAGAAGGAUGCUUUCCAGAUUAUCAAACCAGACUUGGAGUCGCUUGCAAAAGCUACUGUUCAUUUCGAUGAAAGGAUGGGCAUCAACCCAACUAAGCUCCUUCGUCCUAAAAGGCCAGGAUUCCAGUUUAUUGAGGAAGGCAAACUUUCGAGGCAGGCUGAACUGCAGAGGAUUAAGAAUCAAUUUGGCGAAGCACAAGCCAAAGAGCUUAAAGUAAAGCAAGCUCAACUUGCUAAGGCAAAAGUCGAGGUAGACAUGAACCCAAAUCUAAUUGAAAUUGCUCCUGGUGGAAGGCCUCCAAAGCAAAAGCAGAAGGAAGAGAUUCCUGACAUUGAGCCAUGGGACUCGAAAAUUCUGCUAUCUCCUACUUACGAGGACAUCUCCUUGGAAAAGCUUAAUAUGGAUAAGAUCACCAUCUAUGUGGAACAUCCAGAACCAUUGGAACCACCGGCUGAGCCUGCGCCACCACCGCCUCAGCCACUUAAGCUGACUAAGAAGGAGCAGAAGAAGCUCAGAACACAGAGGCGCCUCGCUAAGGAAAAAGAUAGGCAAGAAAUGAUUAGGCAAGGCCUCUUGGAGCCACCAAAGCCCAAGGUCAAGAUGAGCAACCUUAUGAAAGUACUUGGUGCAGAAGCUACACAGGAUCCGACACGUAUGGAGAUGGAAAUCCGAACUGCUGCUGCAGAGCGUGAGCAGGCUCACGUGGACCGCAACAUUGCCCGCAAACUCACACCAUCAGAACGCCGUGAGAAGAAAGAGAGGAAGCUUUUUGAUGAUCCCAACACACUAGGCUGUAUUGUUUGUGUGUACAGAAUCAGAGACCUGUCGCACCCCCAGACCCGCUUCAAAGUGGACGUGAAUGCCCAAGAGAACCGGCUGACUGGUGCGGCGGUUAUCACAGAUGGUAUAAGUGUUGUGGUUGUGGAAGGAGGGAAGAAGUCGAUCAAGAGGUACAAUAAGCUGAUGCUGAACCGGAUUGACUGGGCUGCUGCAGUUGGUGGUGAGGAUGAUGCCGACGAGGAACCAGACAAGCCGGUGAAUAGCUGCGUGUUAGUCUGGCAGGGUAGCGUGGUGAAGCCCACCUUUCCGAGGUUCGGUGUGCAUCAGUGUCGGAGCGAGGCUGCUGCCAAGAAGGUGUUUGCAGAUGCUAAAGUUCCACACUACUGGGACCUGGCUGUCAACUUUUCGGAAGAUUCGUCUUGAGCUCAGCUUCUGUUCUAAGGCAAUGAGAGUGUUUGCUGUGGGAUUGCUCUACUAUUCACAUGCAGUUAGUGAGACUGCUGUAUGCUAGCACCGCCGUUUACUGGACCGACUACUUUGUAUUGUCACGAAUGUCAUUUUCGGACUUUUGAUGCUUGUUGUGAGAUCUGUUUACAUGAUCUAAGCACUGAACGCAUGGAAGAGCUGUUGGAUUUUUGCAGCAUAUGCUUUCAAAUAAAUUUGGUAAGCUUCAUCAGUUUAA
Messenger RNA from Aegilops tauschii subsp. strangulata, 2867 nucleotides. Its product is annotated as protein RDM16. NCBI's taxonomy places the organism in Eukaryota, Viridiplantae, Streptophyta, Magnoliopsida, Poales, Poaceae. Gene Ontology annotation, cellular component: U4/U6 x U5 tri-snRNP complex. The record is from RefSeq and is a predicted model, not a curated record. Gene Ontology annotation, biological process: mRNA splicing, via spliceosome.